Molecule: messenger RNA, 1312 nt
Organism: Sclerotinia trifoliorum
Lineage: Eukaryota; Fungi; Ascomycota; Leotiomycetes; Helotiales; Sclerotiniaceae
Source: the annotation of a GenBank genome assembly
CUUUGCGACAAUCGCAGCAACUCUUCAACGAAGAACAAAUUCCCUCUACUCCAAUCUAAUAAAUUUGUCCUUAAACAUCCUACCUUCAAAAAUAAGAAGAUAUGGGGGGCAAAUCCGACAACAAGGCUGGCUACUUCGAUAAGCUCAAGGGCUUACUCGAGGAGUACAAGUCCAUCUUCAUCGUCACCGUCGACAAUGUCAGCUCUCAACAGAUGCACGAGAUCCGUGGAUCUCUCCGUGGUGAGGGUGUUGUCUUGAUGGGAAAGAACACCAUGGUACGUUUGACGCCGAUUGAAGGAAUUGUUGUCUUUUGCGCAUCCAGAAAGCUAAUUUUAUGAUUGAUUAGGUCCGUCGUGCUGUCAAGGGCUUCAUCGCCGAGAACCCAGAAUACGAGCGACUCCUUCCUUUCGUUAAGGGUAACGUCGGUUUCGUUUUCACCAACCAAGACCUCAAGACCAUCCGUGACAAAAUUCUCGACAACAAGGUUGCUGCUCCAGCUAGAGCCGGUGCCGUUGCCCCAGACGAUGUCUUCGUCCCAGCCGGUAACACUGGUAUGGAACCAGGAAAGACCUCUUUCUUCCAAGCUCUCGGUGUCCCAACCAAGAUUGCCCGUGGUACCAUUGAAAUUACCGCAGACUUGAAGCUCGUUGAGGCUGGUUCCAAGGUCGGAGCUUCCGAGGCUACCCUUCUUAACAUGUUGAACAUCUCUCCAUUCACAUACGGUAUGGGUAUCUCCCAAGUUUACGAUGCUGGUAACACUUUCCCACCAAGCGUUCUCGACAUUGAGGAGGCUCAACUUCUCAAGGCUUUCAGCAGUGCUAUUACCACCAUUGCUGCUAUCUCCUUGGCUGCCAACUUCCCAACCCUUCCAUCUGUUAUGCACUCUGUUGUCAACAGCUACAAGAAGGUUUUGGCCGUUGCCAUCUCUACCGACUACAGCUGGGCUGAGAUUGAUGAAUUGAAGGACCGUAUUGCCAACCCAGAGGCCUACGCCAGUGCUGGACCUGCCGCCACUGAGGCCGCCCCAGCCGCCGCUGUUGAAGAAGCCAAGAAGGAGGAAUCCGAGGCUGAGGAGUCUGCUGAUGAGGGCUUCGGAGGAAUGUUCGACUAAGUUCGUCCAUGAUCUAUCUGCUAUGAAUUCUCUGUAUGUCUGAAAAGAUAUAUAAGAGGGCAUGAUAGCCAUCUAGUAGUCAUACAAGUAUCUUGACUCUGGGAAAUAAAAGAAACUUAACAAGCCAAAGAAUGUGUAUCGUGGUAUGACAUUGAAAUGUGAUGUAAAAAUCACAAGUCUGUAACACUCCGAAGGUCAGUC